Messenger RNA from Contarinia nasturtii (swede midge), 1417 nucleotides. RefSeq names its product myosin heavy chain, striated muscle-like. The coding region runs from base 227 to 1366 and encodes 379 amino acids. The record is from RefSeq and is a predicted model, not a curated record. NCBI's taxonomy places the organism in Eukaryota, Metazoa, Arthropoda, Insecta, Diptera, Cecidomyiidae. The transcript has 3 exons.
UCUAUUUUUACAUUGUUCAACGUAUAUACGUUCAUGUGUUGGUGUGAAUAAGCACGCGCUUUAUAAAUUCUUAUAAAAAAAUUGUUUGAAAAUUCUGGUUACUAUGGUACCAACUAAGGCACAUUUACAAAUAUAAACAUUUUCUCGUUGAAAAUGUUCAUACAAGUCAGAAUAUAUUAAAAAAAAAAUUGUUAUCACAAAAAAUCAAAAUUAAUUUUUCUUUCGAAUGGAUUGGGCGAAUAUUUUGUCGAUUCGACCAAAUGAUUUAACCACUGGAGUAUUGGAGACAAUUCCAAAUCAUUUAUCUUCAAUUGAUGUGAAUGAAUUAAAUGUUGAUGAAUUGCGAAAUUUUUUUGAAUUAAAUCGUUUUCUCAUCAACCGCCUGUCAAAUGACACAAAGAAAAAAAAGACAUUGGCUAAAGAUCCAGAAAAAAAAUUGUCCAAAAACAGUGCGACCGAUGAAUCAUACUAUAUCCAAACCAUUCAAGAGUUAAAUCGUGAAAUUGCACAGCAUGUAUGCAAUAAAAAGGCAUCAAACGAUGAUGGUACUGUCAAUGCAUCAAAUGGUGGCGAAGCGGACUCAUUGCAGCCGUUAACAGUCGAUACGAAAAAAGAUCUUUUGUAUAAAAUUCAUAUAAAAAAUAAAUACAUUAAACGGUUGCUCAGUGAAAACGAUGCACUGAAAGUGGAAAUCGAUCAGCAAAAAGAACAAGUGCUUAUGUUAAAUGUUAGUUUAAAGCAAACGGCACAUAAAUUGGCACAAGCGAUUGGUGAUUUAUCGGAACAAAAAACACGAAAUCAUAUGACUGCCGAUGAUAUGGCCAAUUUACAUGCGAAAAUAAACAGUGUGCGAGAACAGAUGACACAAAUUGAACGCGAUAAACAGAAAUACAAGCACGAUGUACUCUAUUUGGGCGAUGAAAUUCAAAAGAAAAUCAAUCAAUGGAAUGAAUUGUUGCAGAAAAAAUACAAUAAUUCGCAAAUAAAUGAGAGAGUGACGCUUAACGACACCGUCGAAAUUCGAAAUUUUGACGAUGCCAUCGAUCAAAGAUCGAAUGACAUUGACGUGAAUCGCUAUGAUGAAAAUCGGUUUGAAGUGAAUGUUUUAUCGGAAGCAAUCAACAAACGUAAUAUUAUCAUCACCGAAAUGGAAAGUCUGUUGAUUGAUUUAACAAUGGAAAUAUCACAGUCAGCCGUUGUCAUUAAUCGUAUUAUUAAGAAUUUGUCAAAGCGUGAAACAAAUUUUGCGACCAAUUUGGAAAAGUUACGUAACCACUUGGCAAAACUCCUUGAGCGUCCCAAUAUUUAUGAGAAUGACAUACAAAACGGGCAUAAAUCCUCAAAGCGUCGAACAAAGAAGAAAUAAACAAUGUUUAAAGAUUUUGAAUAAAUGUUUGUCGUAAUGCAAUUAAAACCA